GGGAAGUCCACUUAGUUCUACAGUUCUACUGCUACCCACACAAGUUUGUCUUACAAGGAAGCCUUCAUCUCUACCCUCCUCGUCCUGCUUCCGUUCGCCUGACUAUUGCAAGAUAAUCUAUUUCUCCCGAGGAUACCCAAAUACGCAACCAUGGUCCAAAUCGUCUUCUACGGCUACGAAAUGGCUCCCAACUGUCAAAAGGUCCUCUGUGCCCUCUCUCUCCUCCAAAUUCCCUACGAAUACGUCGAGAUUCCACGUACAUUGCCUCGACCAGACUUUGCAGAGAUGAGCAUUGAUUACCGACGUACACCCCUCUUGUCCAUCGAAUCAGACAUGUACUGCGAUACGGCCAUUAUCAUUGAGAAGCUGUGUGACAUUGCUCUUCACGAGAAGACAGCUGGUGAAGAUGUGGAUGCUACAAAUCACCGGGCAUACGGGGAAUUCUGCAACAGCGUCUUUCCCUUUGCUGUUGGACUGUUGCCUGUUGAAGGUGAUGCCAUGAACUCGCCAGAGUUUGUCAAGGACAGGCAGGAGCUGGUUGGCAGCGGUCGUCAGUUCUCCAAGGAAGCCUUCAAGCAGUCUCGACCUUCUGCAUUGACGUAUUUCACCAGCUACCUAAACAUCAUUACUCGCAACUUUCUCGAUGGUGGCAAGAAGAAGUUCUUCCUUGGUGGCGAGAAGCCAUCCAUGGCAGAUAUCUACGUCUACAGCAUUGUCGCCUGGGUCUUGUACGGCCACCGUGGCUGCGAGCCCGAAGUGACACGCGAAAAGUAUGCAGAAGUGUAUGCAUGGUGCGACCGCGUCAGGCCCUUCACAACGCAGGGCAAACGCAAGGAUAUCACCUGGCAAGACGCCAAAGCCAUCCUCACGCAGCCGCCAAAACACGAAUACGCCAAAUUCGUCAAGCACGAUGAGGGCAAUCCUUUUGGUUUGCAGCCUGGAACAAAGGUCUUUGUAGUGCCAACUGAUACGGGCAAGACACAUCCACAGAUGGGAGAGCUGCUCAGUCUCAACAAUGAGCAGUCGUGUGUGCGCAAUGCUAGUGGACUUGUUAUGCACUUCCCAAGGAUUGGCUACCACGUACAGGCUGUAUCCUCGUAGCUACUGCAGGGGCAUCACCCACUCAUUCAAUUCAAGGUCCGGCUGCUACUGCUUUUGCUGUGGCCUUCUCGCGUGCUCGUUGAUUACAAAACAUUCAAGAGAUAAUGGUCCGUAAUGCAUGCAUAUGCCGACUCGCCUCAUUAGCAACAUCACCGUGAUGUCUAUCUUUGGCAACACUCCUUGCAGAAUCCAGGCAGUUCAGUUCACUGGCUUGUCAUGUCAC
Molecule: messenger RNA, 1324 nt
Organism: Protomyces lactucae-debilis
Lineage: Eukaryota; Fungi; Ascomycota; Taphrinomycetes; Taphrinales; Protomycetaceae
Exons: 1
Coding region: 151-1101 (316 amino acids)
Cellular component (GO): mitochondrion
Source: RefSeq, a predicted model, not a curated record